GUCAACAGGCCCACGGUAAGAGGAGAGCUAAAAUUUGAUGGUUGCUAAAGCAAUUCUAUAACGCUGCUCCGACGAAUAAGGUUUCUCUCGCCGGCUGCCGCUCCUGCGAGAAACCUUGUUCUAAAUCCGGAAAGUUGGGAACUUUGUCAUUCACAUGGAGGGAUUGAGUGUUUCAGAUGCUAAUUUGGUAGUCUAUAUCCAUCCGUCGCAGAGCAAGAAUGUUUCUCAAGCAAUACUUCGUGAGCUCAGCUCCUUGCUCUUCAAGUACAAUGAAACUUUUGAUGGUGUUGUUUUGGCCUAUGCUGUCAAUUCUCUAGAUAAACAAGCAAGAAUUCUCUCUGGAGUUCACCCAUACUUUGGUGUGAGACUAAAAGCAAAUCUGUUACUUUUCUCCCCAAAGCCAAAUAUGCUUUUAGAAGGGAAGGUGGUGAAACUUAUGCGAGAAUCGAUUCAUGUCAUUGUUCUUGGUUUUUCAUCUGCUGUUAUAGUAGAUGAAGACAUUCGUGAUGAAUUCAAAUAUAAAAGUAAACGUGGUGAAGCUAAAUAUGUUAGCAGAUCUCACAAGCGACAUGCAAUAAAGGUUGGAACAACGAUACGCUUUUCAGUCAAGAGUUUGGAUGAGGAAAUACUACACAUUUCUGGAUCACUGAUUCCAGCUCACACUGGAAGCGUUAGUUGGCUGGAUGGAGAUGGGGGAAAUCCUACAACUGAGAGUAGCAAGAAGAGGAAGCAGCCUGAUGGAGAAACUGAAGUGCAAGAGCUUGGUAUUGCCGGUGGAGACACGUGUUCCGUGAACAAUGACCAGAAGAUUAAGAAGUCAAAGAAACGUAGAAAUGCAGAAUAGCAUUGAAACCAGUUGUGGGUUUCCUGAUUCUUUUCUACAGUGUUCAAGAAAUUCUCCUAAUAUAUUUUUAGUUGCUCUACUUUGAAUAUCAAAUUCUGUGUCAAGCGUGAUCAAUCCAUGAUCAUUAAUCUGGGUAGUAUUUAAUAUGAUAGGUUGGUAGUCUCUUAUUCUUGAUAUUAAAAUUGAACUGCAUAUCAAAUCAGCUGUGUUCCUUGCAUG
This is a messenger RNA of Manihot esculenta (cassava), 1063 nucleotides long. Its product is annotated as probable DNA-directed RNA polymerase I subunit RPA43. The record is from RefSeq and is a predicted model, not a curated record. The transcript has 7 exons. Lineage: Eukaryota; Viridiplantae; Streptophyta; Magnoliopsida; Malpighiales; Euphorbiaceae. Bases 155 to 844 code for a protein of 229 amino acids. Gene Ontology annotation, cellular component: RNA polymerase I complex. Gene Ontology annotation, biological process: DNA-templated transcription initiation.